UAUUGUUAUGAUUUUUUACAUUUUACAUAUUGCAAUAAAUAAAAAUUUGAGUUUAAGAUUAUUGAGAUUUUGUAACUUUUACAGUUAAUUUCUAUCAAAAACAUUUGUGUGAUAUUUGAAUUUUUGAAAACAUUAAGCUUUUUAUUUUUAAUAAUUACAUCACUUACCUGCAUAUCGUAUCAAAGGACAAUACAUUAAACAUGGAGGAUUUAAGAAGAUAUUUAUACCAAACCUUAACUAAGGUUGAAGGUCUUAACUCAAUUCUGAUAUCUGAUCAUGAUGGUGUAAUUGUUUUAAAAGCUCAUGCCAAUAAAUCAUCUGAACAAAAUUCAAAUUAUAAACAUUCGUUUAUAUCAGAAUUUAAUUCUGCAUCAGAACAAGCAGGAAAAUUAGAACUUGGAAAAAACAAAACAGUGAUUUGUUUUUAUACAAAUAACCAAGUAGUCCAGUUAAAUUGCUCAAGAUUCUUAAUUACAUUUGUGGCUUCUGAAAAAGCAAAUACUGGUAAUAUAUUAGGGCUAGAAAAAGUACUAGAGCCAUUACUAAAGGAUUUACAAGCUAUACAGUUUCCUUGAUUGUUUUAUUAUUAUUAUUAUUACAUUAACAUUAUAUUAAGUAUAUAAUAUGAUGAAUCUUUCCUUUCAUAUUAAUAAUUAUUAUUUUUUUUUAUUUGAUAUUUUCACUCUGCACUUUCAAGAAGUUAAAUGAUGAUUGUGUAUUUGUUAUUGUUAUUCUUACAAAUUAAUAAAAUAUAAACAAAUUUACUUUGAUAGUUAUAUUUGUAAACAAUAAUUGUAAUUGUUUUUAUAAAAUAUUAUUUAGUACAAGAAAAUAUAAAAUUUCCAUGUAUUUGAAAUAUUAUGUUAAACUAGUUUUUAUUUUAGUUUAGAUUAGCUUUUCUAAACUCUUAAUUAAUUUUUACUUAAUACUUUAAACUUUUUUUACUAAUUUAGCCAUAUACUUAUAAGUUAUAACCUAUCUCAGUGGUGUGUUUACAGGGUAGGUCUACUAGGCCUGGGCCUACCCAAUUUUUAUUUGACUGUUAGAUUUUUUUUUUUUAUCACAAGUAAAAAUGUUAUUAUUAUUAUUA
Aphis gossypii (cotton aphid) is the source of this 1090-nucleotide messenger RNA. RefSeq names its product ragulator complex protein LAMTOR3-A (gene Lamtor3). The record is from RefSeq and is a predicted model, not a curated record. The transcript is spliced from 4 exons. Gene Ontology annotation, cellular component: Ragulator complex. Gene Ontology annotation, biological process: positive regulation of TOR signaling; cellular response to amino acid stimulus. NCBI's taxonomy places the organism in Eukaryota, Metazoa, Arthropoda, Insecta, Hemiptera, Aphididae. Bases 201 to 575 code for a protein of 124 amino acids.